AGCUCUUAUCUACCCUAAGACAAUGUUGUUUUUCUCUGUUUUAAAGAGAAAAACAGCACUCAAUCUUAUCAUUGUAUUUCUUGUUCUUGUUUUCAUGUCUUGUUGUAAUGUCCAGGGGAAAUGCAGAACUGGCUGUGACCUUGCUUUAGCUUCAUACUACGUAUCCCAAGAUGCUUCCAAUCUUACAUAUAUCAGCACCAUCUUCAACCUUAAAAUCUCAGAAAUUCUUCCCUACAAUCACCAAAUCGAGAAUUCAGAUUACAUCGCCACUGAUGACAGAAUCAAGGUGCCAUUCUCGUGUGACUGUCUGAACGGUGAUUUCUUGGGUCAUACUUUUACUUACAUUACCCAGUUCGGAGAUAUCUAUAACAAGGUUGCUCAAACGGUUUAUGCUAAUCUCACCACCGAGGAUUGGGUGCAUAGGUUCAAUAUUUAUGGUGACAACAGGAUUCCGAUCAAUUCUCUAAUCAAUGUGACGGUGAACUGCUCGUGCGGGGAUAGAAGAGUGUCGAAAGAUUAUGGGUUGUUCACGACUUAUCCUCCCCGGCAGAGGGAGAACUUGUCGAUUCUCGCGGCGGAGGCUGGGGUGUCGACGGAGAUACUGAUCAGGUAUAAUCCACGGGCCAAUAUUAGUGCGGAGAGUGGACUCGUGUUUGCACCGGCAAAAGGACUCGACUAUAAUGUUUGGUGUAGGAGGAAUGCACCAAACAGUAUAUUGCUACUAGAAUGGGACCUUUCCACCACUAAAGAUAAGGUGAGUUGUGGCCUCAAGGAUCAACUGAGUUUCAGAUUACAAGACCCUUAUCGCAAGUUGUCUAAUAAUUUUGUCUCCUGGUUUAACUUUCUUGCAGAGCAACUGGUAUGGUUGUCUUCUUCGAGAAUCCAAAGAGGAGUCAUUGCAGGCAUAUCUGUAGCUGUUGUCGCUGGGACAUUGCUUUGUUUAGUUUGUUUGUAUGUUAGACUCUAUAAAAAGAAGAGAGUGGUGCAGGCAUUAUUUCUCAAAGAAGCAUCUCAUCUAGAACAUUACAUUCAUAGCUCUGGAAGUACCUUGAAGAAAAAUUCAGAAACUGCUGCUCAUUUUGUUUCUCCUAGGCUCCCUGGUAUCACAGUGAACAAAUCUGUGGAGUUCUCAUAUGAUGAGCUUGCUAGCGCAACUGAUAACUUUAGCAAGGCUAAUAAGAUUGGACAAGGUGGCUUUGGAUCUGUCUACUAUGCAGAAAUAAGAGGCGAGAAAGCCGCAAUCAAAAAGAUGGAAAAGAAAGCAUCAAAAGAAUUUCUAGCUUAAUUGAAGGUUUUGACAAAUGUUCAUCACUUGAAUCUGGUAUCCUCCUUUUUCCUAUCAUACCCUAGAGUACCAUUUGUUAGAACUUAGUAUGGAAAAAAGUAAUCAGAGUUCAAUUAAUCUCAAUUUCUGGG
Molecule: messenger RNA, 1416 nt
Organism: Rubroshorea leprosula
Lineage: Eukaryota; Viridiplantae; Streptophyta; Magnoliopsida; Malvales; Dipterocarpaceae
Source: the annotation of a GenBank genome assembly